AUGACAGCAGCAAGAACCACGUGCAGACGUCUGUGUGGCAGCCGACAAGAUAUGGACGAAUUUAUGGACAAUCUGGGAGACAUGCUGGAGAAUCCAUCUAGUACUGUCGUAGAGAAGAAUAGCAGAGGAGAAGACGGCUGGAUGCACGUGGAUUGGAAACAUCACUUUCAAGAGUGGCGUAAGUCAACAUCCGCACUAAUGAGUAGUUGGACGGAAUCUCCCGUGGAACGAGUCCUGAUCCGGAAUCGAUUGGUGUAUUGGAAACGAGACGAUCAACUGAAACUGGCAGCGUCCAUUUCGGGAAACAAGGCGCGUAAAAUGAUUGCUCUUCAGGACAUGCAAGAUUUUCCAGAUUGCGUCGUCAGCUACGGAGGACCACAGAGCAAUGCCAUGGUGGCACUGGCCGCCAUUGUGCACUAUCAAAGUCAACGCAAUACCGAUACAACCAAAAAGAAACGAUUCGUGUACUAUACCAAAACACUACCCAAGUUUCUACGCGACAAACCCAAUGGAAACUUGUUUCGAGCCCAAGCCUUGGGAAUGGAACUCAUCGAAUUGUCACCCCACGAAUAUGCCAAUCUCUUUGGAGGAGAAUGGGGUGGACCCACUACACCUCCACCUCAAUUGGAACCAGCACCCAUGCCUAACAAAAAGUCACUCUGGAUUCCACAAGGAGGAGCGUGUGCGGGACUGGCACUUCAGGGGACGUGGCAAUUGGCCUGGGAAAUUGCCACCUUUUGGACACAAAAGGGACGAGGACGACCCCUCACCGUCUGUAUCCCGGGGGGAACCUGUUCCACGGCGGCACUCGUCCACAGUGCUCUGCAGGAUAUUCUUCACAACGACAACAAUACCGCACAAGCAAUAGUGGACACCACCAUGGACAUUCGAGUCGUUGUCAUUCCUUGUGUCGGCGACGGCACGUAUGCGCAACGACAAAUGAUGUCCUUGUUGGAGGACAGCAACAACUCGUCGAACCGAUUGCCGUCCAUACUCCCUCCCUCACCAAUCGAAACGACACGUGGACGCACGUACUUUCGUUUUGGAGAACCACAUGCCGAUAUUCUAGCGACCUUCCAGGAAAUGAAAGAACGAUACGGAAUCGUUUUGGAUCUCCUCUAUGGUGCCCCGUCGUGGACGAUUCUAUUGCGACAUUUGCCAUUGGCUCCAAAAUACCAGGCGACGACAACAACCACCACAAAACAACCACAAUCAUUAUUUGAUCCCAAGGCACCGUUGGACGGACGAGAAAUCAUGUACGUGCACAGCGGAGGAGUCGAGGGAAUUGUAUCACAGCUCAAUCGAUAUCUCUACAAGGGGUUGGUCGAUGUGGAACAAGUACAGCUGCCGCGGCGCUAA
Molecule: messenger RNA, 1359 nt
Organism: Seminavis robusta
Lineage: Eukaryota; Bacillariophyta; Bacillariophyceae; Naviculales; Naviculaceae
Source: the annotation of a GenBank genome assembly